AUGUAUCUACAAAAGCAACUGCUGUUAUUUCAGUUAUUAAACAUCGCAAAUAUUUGUAAAGAAAAAACGAUGUUUUUAUUUGCAGAUACAUCACGACGUAUCAAUAUUAGCAAAACGUUGGAAGAAGUGCGAAACCUAAAUACACGAAAUGAUAAACUGUUGAAGGAUUUCGGUGUCGAUCCGUUCACAUUCGCCGAUUCCACGCAGGAAUUGCUCGACCAAUUUGCGCAGAUACGGUUCCAAACUGGGCUUUGUAUCGACGAGCCCCAGAUGUCGUUUCUCGAGGAGUUUCUUUACCAGCGGGAAGCGAAACGACUCGAAGCCAAAACACAAGCAAUUGCGCUACGUUCGGAUGUUGCCUCGCUACGGCGACAAUGUGACAUUGAGGCAAAGGAUGUAAACCGGUUAGAAAGCUUCCUCGAAGAAGCGCAGAAGCUUGUGAAGUCAGCGGAAGAGCUCGAAAAGAAAAAGGCAAAUCAGGAGAAGAAUCACGAGGUGGUAAAGGGGAAGCUAGAAUCCCUUCCCAGCGUUUCCGACGACAUCAAUUUGGAUGAAUUGAUCGCAAACGUACGUCUGCUAGAAGAAGAGAAUGCUGAAAGGCGAGGUGGCGAUAAGUGA
This is a messenger RNA of Anopheles marshallii, 618 nucleotides long. RefSeq lists its product as uncharacterized. The record is from RefSeq and is a predicted model, not a curated record. The transcript has 4 exons. The coding region runs from base 1 to 618 and encodes 205 amino acids. Lineage: Eukaryota; Metazoa; Arthropoda; Insecta; Diptera; Culicidae.